CUAUCACCUGAAAUGCCACCUAAAACUUCUAACAAAAAUUUGGAAUCCGAAAGUACGUUACAAGCCGUCAUUCUUGCUGAUAGCUUUAAUGAACGAUUCCGUUCCAUAACCCUUAAUAGACCAUGA
Molecule: messenger RNA, 126 nt
Organism: Cetraspora pellucida
Lineage: Eukaryota; Fungi; Glomeromycota; Glomeromycetes; Diversisporales; Gigasporaceae
Source: the annotation of a GenBank genome assembly